This is a messenger RNA of Acipenser ruthenus (sterlet), 3509 nucleotides long. RefSeq names its product EF-hand calcium-binding domain-containing protein 14-like. NCBI's taxonomy places the organism in Eukaryota, Metazoa, Chordata, Actinopteri, Acipenseriformes, Acipenseridae. The record is from RefSeq and is a predicted model, not a curated record. The transcript is spliced from 10 exons. The coding region runs from base 447 to 1994 and encodes 515 amino acids.
AACACGAUGACAAGUUACCGUAUGUUACGCCAAUCAGAUGACGGCUUGUUGGAAGGUUGUCCUGUCAGCUGCUAGGGAAAUGAAGCUGUUUAAAACAGUAGUCAUUGUUGUGAUAUUUUGUUGAUAAUAAAUACUUAUAGUUGACGUUUCAAAUUUAAAGGAAUUAGAAAUAAUCUCGAGACCAGAGGAAUGAAAUGGUGACAGUUUUAAUCUAACAAUUUAGAGAUAAAACGGUACUUUGCUUGUUUAACAUUUGAAGAGGGAAUUGUCAGUAUUGGUACGCUGUAGUUACUUAAGUAAAAUCGCACCUUCCCCCUGAAGUAUACAUUCUAAGAAAUAUUUUGUCUGUUUAUGUGUAAAAAUAAAAAGCGCUCAAGCUGGAUAACAAAACGCUGGAUAUUGGUUAUAAGUCGGGUUCGGCAGGGGGCCUGACACCGCAGAAGAAAAUGAAGAAACGAAAGGAACUGGACGCUUUGAUUGGGCUCGGCGGUGACAGUAAGAGGAAAAAAACCAAGAAAGGAUCAGGACACAGAUUGCUAAGAACAGAGCCCCCUGAUUCCGAUUCCGAGUCCAGUUCCGAUGAGGAUGAAUUUAACACCCUGGGAAGCUCGGGGUUCAAGGGAGGCUACACACAGUGCUGUAAAGUGUGUUAUCCUUUGUGUGCAUUCAUCGUUCUUGUAGCAUGUGUGGUAGCAUGCUGUGGCUUGAUAUGGAUGCAGAUAGCCCUCAAAGAGGACCUUGAUGCUAUGAAGGAAAAGAUUCGAACAAUGGAGUCCAGCCAAAAGAUAUCAUCACACGAGAUUUCAAAGCUCAGUGAGGAUCUGCUUGAAAAACAGAAGCUACUUGAAAAUAUGGAAAGUGGAAGCAAAGGUCUAAAUAAAAUGUGGACAAAUAUGACAGAAAUAAAUAAACAGAUUAUCUUACUUGAUUCUGCUGUCAGUCACCUGAAAGCAAAUAUAAAAUCAGCUUCUGACUUGAUAAAUCUACCAACCAAAGUGGAGGAACUUCAGAAAGUAAGUGCUAGUGUCGCCACUAUUGGGAGCACAUUAACAAGUGUUCAGCAUGAUGUAGAAACUAUGCAAACUUCUUUGGACAAGAAAAUUGUUGACUCAAUUCAGAAAAAUGAGGUUGAAAAACAAGAUAAAAUAAAAGAACCACAUCGGUCAUCUGUAUCCUCAGCAGUACCGGCAUCCAGCAAUUGUACAUCAUGUGUCAUUUUCAAACAGGAUGUCCUUCAUCUACAUGAUGCUAUUAAUGAGUUGAAUGCUUCGCAUGUGAUUUACCAAACACAGAAUGAUCAAAAGAUUAGUGACAUUAAUUCAACAGUACACAACAUCACUCAGAGAAUCUUUUCAUUAGAAAAUGAUGUUUUCGUCUUAAACAUUAGCAGACCACCAAAGCAUAACGACUCUGAAACCGAUGAUCACCAGGUCGCUGAGCUGAGAGAGAAACUUCUGCUGAUAAAUGCCUUGACAAGUAAACCAGACAGUGAACAACUCCAUGAGGAUUCUGUGCAUGGUGACCCAGAAAGUGAGCACCUUUUUCAAAAGAAUGGUAAAAAAACAGAAAGCAAAGAGGUCCCCAUCAUUUCUGAGCACAGUCAAAAAACCAACAGUGAAGACUUCCCUAAGAAUCCAGAUAAUGGGAAACUGGAAAGAGACGUAGUCAAGAAUUCUGGUAAUGGUGAAAUAACCGAGCAUAAAGACCUCCCAGCAAACUCUGAUUCUGCUAAACUGGAGAAUGAAGACUCUCCUAAGAAUUCAGAUAAUUCUAAAGACCUUCCUGGGAAUAAUAAUAAAAGAGCCGAGAACAUGAAAAGUGAAAACCUCCCUAAGAAUUUGGAUCACAGUAAACAAGAGAGUGAAGAUCUUCCUGCAAAUUCUGAUAAUGUUACAGGUGGGCAUCGUUUAUAUUCAACAUCAAAACCAACCAGAUUUCCAAGGUAUAUGUCACGUGCUGCCUCGAGAGAGAGUUUAAAAGACUUGGAGGAUUAGUUCCAGAGGUCAGGUAUGAUACUCUGAAGAAAUACUUUGAAUCAUCAACCCCAGAGGUGAAGGAGCUUCAAUAUUUAAGGAUAUAAAGUACAUUGCAGGAAAUUAAGCAUUACUGGAAUCAUUCUGGAACUUCUGGAAACAUAAGACUUUGCGAAUGUUGCACUUUUAAUUUGUAAUUAACCUGUCCACAAUGUAACGUGUAUGCUGUCCUGCAUGGUCUGUAUUUGUCAUUUUAAAACUAUUUGGAGAUCUCUGACAGCUGUAAAUUGUAUUUGGUGUAUUGCAUAGAUUAAAUGAAUGUAUAUGUCUAAGAAACAAACAGUUACAUAAAGCAAUCCAGUAUUUAAAGGACUUGCAGAUUCUAAAUCUUACAUUUUAACUUGAAACCAGUAAGAAGUGGAUUCAUAACACAUUCCACAAUUACUAUUCAGCCCAUAAUUAAUAAGUGAGGGGAGGGGUGCCAUUGAAUUUGUAGUUAAAUUCCACAGCUGCACCCAAUGACCGAGUAGUACCAUGUUAAAUCCUGAAACUGAAAAGGUGGCAGUUUUUAAAUUGCUUUAUUCCUUAUCAUAGAUUAAAUUACAUUCUGUGAACUCUUACAUUUAUGCUGACCAUCUCUUUUAGUUAUGCAAGUAUUUGCCUUAACCUGAGACCUCUCGUCAAUCUCCUCUGUAAUGGAGGCAUCUGUGGCAAUUUGUUACUUUAAGGAUUUCAACUAUUGGAAAACAAAGAAACACUUAAGUAACCUCAGUCACCAAGUGAUGUUUUGUAACCAUUAACAAAACACAUAGGUGUUGCAUAGGGGUUGCGUAGGGUUCUGUGUUACAACCAUGAUACUUGAUUCUCUGUUGUCUUCAAUUAUACAAAUACAAAGUUUACAAUUGGCAUAUCUGCUUCUUACUUAUUGAUUUGGUAAGUAAAGCUUGUGUACAUUAUUGCUGCAUUCAAGGGAAGACCUUGGUUAUUGAAUCUACUUCUCACAUUACAGUGGCUUUCAAGUCAGAGGUAGAAGGGCUAUAAAUUAAAGCAUACUAGGUAAAAUAAGUAUUUUAACAGUUAAAUAGUAAUUUAGCAAUACAACAUUUCAGACAUUUUCUGUACAUAAGUAAACGUUUUAAGCAAUGAUUUAAAAGGGUGUAAAUGGACGGGCUGAUUUUGUAUGUAAAAAAAACAUAGUUCACACAAGAUGCAGAUUCUGGGUGUGCAAUGUAAAUGGGAGUUAGAAAUGUACUAUGCACUGAGCACUGUCCCAAAAACUCUCUGAGAAUGUGUUGCUUUCUUCUUGGGAACAAUGUGUUAAAACAACAUAGCCUUUAUUACAGUGUGCUGUGUAAAUAGUUUUAAACCUGCUUUCUGUAUUAUACUUAAAUCUAUUUUGAAAUGUUCUGUAUAAAAUGUUUCCAGCACUGUAUAUUAUAAGUGGAAGAAACUUUAUGAACAUGUGUUAUGCAUGUUUCAAAUCAUGUAACAUGAUUAAACAUCUAAUUUAUCAAAAAAUAAAUGUGAUUUUUAAAA